AAUUUGGAGGUCGGAGGAUGAUGACACAUUUGCACAGAACGCUUGGUUGGUUUAGAAACAAAAACGAGAAAUUGGUGUGGAGAUUUUGAGAAGUGCAGAUGACGAAGAGGGAAGUGUUGUGCGUGGCUGAUCAGACCAGUCGGCUACACGUUAAGAUUAUCAGGCAUCGGGCGGUGAAUUUUUUACCCAGGGCUCAGAUUUUUUUGGGCUGAAAAUGGUUUUAUAGGGUCUAAAGAGUGUUUUUUUUUUUUUUUGGGGUGGUUUUUAAGGGUUUUGAGAGUUUAAGAUGGUUAUGUGAGGAAUUGAGCGUGGUUUUGUGAGAUGGAAACCAGCCGAUCGGACGGCGGGGCGUCUCUGCCUCCUCGCAAGAGGUUGCUGGCAGGGUUGAAACAGAAUGGGUGGUUUUGCUCUGCGGAAGAGAAGGCGGUUUCCAAGAAAGAUGAAGGCCGGGACUGUAAGGGUUACGAUUGCUGUGCGACCUGCGGCAUCAAAGACGAGGAUAAUGUCAAAGUGAAGAGUGGCACAAGGUUUGUUUCAUUUUGCAGUUCUUGUAAUGCCCUGCUGAAUUCUGGUGCGAUUUGUUGUUAUUGUUACGGGAGGAUUGCGAAUGAUAAGGAAUUAUCCGUUACACUUUGUUGCUGCAAGUGCCAGCAUCGCGUGCACUGCGACUGCAUUACUAAACAUGAUUCCUCUGGCAGCGUUUGCCAUGAUCCGAAGUACUUUGUAUGCGGGGAUUGUACACAAUUUAAGGUGCCUUUGAACGUGGUUGGUAAUGGUUGCAGAGUUGAUGUGCCUGGGCUAGGGUUAGGGUUAGAGUCUGACGGCCAGGACAAGAAAGGGUUAGGAUUUGAGGGACAGGAAAAUGGAGAAUUAGGGUUAGGGUUUGAUGUCCGGGACAGGGGAGAAUUAGGGUUAGGGUUUGAUGUUCAUGGUAAGGGAGAAUUAGGGUUAGGUUCAGGGUUAGCUGUUUCCUGCAAUUCGAAUGCUGGAGGCUGUGCCUCUGGUGGAGAAAGCGUUGUAUUUUCUGUAGAUAAAAAUCCAGUGUCGUCUGUACAUAAAUCUUUAGGUUUGAAAACAUUGAUGGAAAAUUGCAAGCCUGCCGAGGCUUGUAGCACUACUGAGUCGAAAAUUGUAGAUGCUGAAGAUGAAUUGAGGGAGGGAAUUGCUAAAUAUAAAUUGAGAAAGAGUGAUUUGUUGUUAAAAUCGCCUCUUGAGCUUGAGGAGCUUGUGGCAGAGGCCAAGGCUGCUGUGUCGAGGACAGCAGAGGUUGUGGCUGUGGCCAAGGAUACAGCAUUUAGAAAAGCGGAAGAGGCUGUGAAGGCGGCUGCUGUGGCAAAGGAGGCUUUGAAUAUAGCUGCUCUUGUUGCUCGGGAGGAGAGGGAGAUCAAAGCAGCUGUUAGAAGUAAACAUUCUUCAAAGCAGGGUACAAAUAGAGUUUUAAACAGACAUAGCAAAAUUGAGGAAAAUGAAGUGAAGGAAGAUGUAGGAACAUUUUCGAGGAAAAUGUCUGUUGUUGACGAUGAGGAGCUGGCACGCCGACUUCAUCGUGCAAUCAAUAGUUCUCCCAGAAUUUCUCGAAAUACAGUCUCAUUGGGUGAGAGAGGCAUGGGAAGGCUCAGAGUAUCUGAUUCUUCUAUGGCACAUUCACAUCGAUCAGUGGUGCCAAAGCAGCAAACUCGGCUGAGAAUUCCAUCCUUAAAGAAGCAGGAACAGAAGCUACAGAGUAAGUCAGAGAGUGUCAACUGGGGGAAGCUUGCUCACAAAAGAGAGCCUGGUAGUCAAAGUGCAUGUGGUAAGUUUGUAGGCAGUCCUAUCAAUAAACUUUUACAAACCUUAGAUCACUCAGAGACAGAAUCAUCAGUGGGUCUUCUCGCUCUGAAUCAGGAUCCUUCAGUUCAUAAGCCAAUUGAAGCUGAUAUGAGGCAUUUAAGUAAUUGUGCAGUGACAGAAGUACCUUUUUCUGACUAUGACGAAAAGGCUUCAGAUGCAGGUAGGGUUUUGAAAGAACUUGCUAUCUGUAAUUAUAGUAGCACUUUCGUGAAAGAUGAGAAUGGUCAGCCUCUGCAGCCAGAAGUUGGUAAUUUGGAGAAACUGGCAGAAACAGUUGCUGUGGUCAUUGAAGAAGAAAAUUAUCGAUGUGAAGAGGAUAGGGUGGACAAGUGUAUAAAGGAAGAAGCAGCGAGCUGCUCCAAUAAACCAAUUGAGCCUGUUGGUGGACAACAGAGUCCAGAACCUGGAGAGGCAAGUAGUCAGACGCAUGCAGGAGUCAAAAGGAAACGACCAUCCCUAGAUCUUCUUAAAACUAAUGAAUGUAGAAUAAGAUCUUCUAAGAGUAGCAGAACAUCUGUCCAAGUUGGAAACUGCCAUGGUGGAGUUGCGGUGGAUAACAAAGGUUCUCCUAUUUCCGAUGACAACACAAUAAGAUCGCAUGGAAGACGAUCACAUUCAAGAAGCAAGUCAGAGAGGAGAACAAAGUCCAUAUCAGGUGAUUUUCCUCAAGAAAGUCAGGGCUCUGCACGUGGAGUAGUAGCUUGGCCUCAGGAUAAAUUGAAACCAUCCCAAAGCUAUGCAGGAAGUGUGAAUUUAACUCCUCUCCGGGCUGCUCCUCAAAUGCAUCUGCAAUCCUCUGCCUUUGCAAGUGGACUGUCACGGAAACACUCUUAGCCAAUGCAGUUCAGGAUUACUCACGCUGCGUGUUCCACUUGAACUUUCAGAUUUCAAUGAUAAAGUGUCUUGCGGCUUGGUACAUUCUGAGAUUUCGUGUAAUGCCUAAGAAUUUCAGAGGUUUUAGAUUGCACACAUUCUUAGUAUAAGUGCUUUUUCCCACCCUGUAAAUGAUUCUCAAGGAUCAUCGAGUGAUCUGUUUUUCGUGCCAAUAAAUAUGAACAAGAAUACCUUAUACAAGCUAUUUCAAGUGGCUCACUGCAAAUUUCUUAUGAAAUAGGUAUCAAUUAUCAUUAAUUGUUUGCAGUCUACCAUGAACAGAGUUUAACAUUUAUUCUUGUUCUGCAAAGUCUGAGAAGUUUUUGAAGCCACUAGCUGUAUUGAUCUGGCAAAUUUGGCUUCCUUGUGUAAUAUGGAGUCAUCAUCAUCUAUGAUAUGCAUGUACAUAUCUCCCUUGUUCUUCUUCAUGUUUGUGGUGGCCUGAUAUGGCCGCAGGCCUACCCAACAUUUUUUGCUGUUUUCCUUUACAGCAUUUUCAAACAGUGUUGUUAAAUCAUAUGUAAAUUCAUUAUCAGGUACGUCUUUUCUUCAAACUAUUCAA
Cryptomeria japonica (Japanese cedar) is the source of this 3265-nucleotide messenger RNA. RefSeq lists its product as uncharacterized. NCBI's taxonomy places the organism in Eukaryota, Viridiplantae, Streptophyta, Pinopsida, Cupressales, Cupressaceae. The transcript is spliced from 2 exons. Bases 322 to 2664 code for a protein of 780 amino acids. The record is from RefSeq and is a predicted model, not a curated record.